UUUCUCGAAUACCCAAAACUGUGCAUUAAAAAAAUAACACCCCAACUUCAUAGUUCCAUAUCUUAAUCGGAAAAAACCUAACCUUUGUAACCAGUAACCACUAGCAACAGCUCCACCAUAGCAGAGCCAACAUACCAAAACCCAAACAAACCCAGAUUAAAAGAUCCUGACUUUUUGGCUCGAUUCUCACUAACAGUCGACACGCAUUAUGAAUAUCAGAAAAACUUAGAAAUCAAAUGAUGCAGGUUCAACUGAAUCACAACCCCUCUUCACAAAACUUAGUUCUGCAUGGUGUACAUAUUAAAAUGGAAGAAUAAUGUGGUUCCGUUAACUCGAAAGAGAACGGAAAAUGGAAAGCCUUCAAAGGGGUUCUUGCUUUCCAACAAGAGUUUCCGACCCGAUCCCGGCAAGGAAACAAUCUGAGCAGGGGAGAGAGAAUCUGCGUUUAGUUUUAUAGGAAAGAGAACGGGUUUAGGAACAGAGAAAAGCCUGUAAUCAAGGCGCAAGUAUUGUAAUUUUGCCUUGGAGUCCUCCUCAGGGAACCGUAGUACUUCGGUGUCUCCCUCUUUUUAACUGUAUAACGGUUAACCCUUAUGUAAAUGGUAACACUAAACAGUAACAUAAAGUGUUUUUUAGUAU
Molecule: messenger RNA, 639 nt
Organism: Rubroshorea leprosula
Lineage: Eukaryota; Viridiplantae; Streptophyta; Magnoliopsida; Malvales; Dipterocarpaceae
Source: the annotation of a GenBank genome assembly